CUUUGGUGAAUACUGCCGUUGCUAGUCAACGGAAGGUGCAACUUUUUGGGAUUGCGCGCUAGGCAUUGAAAGGACGCCAUUUUAGUAAAUUGUGUUAUAUGUACGAAGCAAGAAUUUUUUGGUACGAGUUAAAUCUUCCAAGGCAUGAGUGACAGGGAGCAUAGCCCAAGUCAUAGCGGAUCUAAUCACAGCCCUCCGGCUAAUGAUAAGACCCCCACACCACCUAAUUCUAGAGAACAAUCAAGGAGCCGUUCUCGCUCAUACAGCCAACACAGAUCACAUCAUAAAGGAAAAUCUUAUUCUCGCUCAAGGAGUCACUCACGUCCCCGAAAAAUGUCAUAUCGUGGUCGGUACAGGUCAAGAAGCAGAUCACGUUCCCCAAGACGAUACAGGUCUCGGUACUCGCAUUCGAGAUCACGUUCAUACAGUCCACGGGGGAAAUACUAUGGUUACAGUGAUAGGCGGAAAGAAUUCUAUCGCAGCCAUUCUCGCAGUCCUAUGUCAUCUAGGAGAAGACAUAUUGGCAGCAGGGAAAACCCGCAACCUAGCCGGUGCCUGGGAAUAUUUGGCUUGAGCAUCUACACCACAGAGCAGCAGCUGCAUCACAUCAUGUCAAAGUAUGGGCCUGUGGAAAGGGUUCAGGUUGUUAUUGAUGCAAAGACUGGUAGGUCCCGUGGGUUCUCAUUUGUGUACUUUGAAAGUGCUGAGGAUGCAAAGGUGGCUAAAGAACAAUGUACAGGAAUGGAAAUUGAUGGAAGGCGAAUUAGAGUAGACUUUUCAAUCACACAGAGAGCCCAUACACCUACACCAGGGAUUUACAUGGGCAAACCUACAUAUUUGACUGAUGGCAGGGGCCAGUGGGGUGGUAGACAGAAAGGCGACAAUGAUUAUUAUGGUGGUUACCGAGGUGGUGGGGGCUACAGAGGUAGAUCACCAUCCCCGUAUUAUCGCAGACGUCGAUACGAGCGCUCUCGUUCCCGUUCAUAUUCUCCACGUUGUGAAGCAAGAGGUGUAGGCUGAAAAUUGGGUUUGAAGUAUCUUCUGGGGAAGAAUACUGAAAUGAAAAACCAAGUUUGAAUAUUGAAGAAUGAAAAGAAUGUCAGAAAUAUCAUAGAGAGUCCGAAGUGUUUCAAGCAACUUCAGUUGCAAGAAAUUUCCAGCUUUUCUUUUAGAAUCGCAAGAGUCAUUGAAUUUUCAAGUUAGUUGUUCGAAGAAAAAGAAAAACUGAAGCAUGAAGCGUGAAGGGAGUGACAGGUUGCGAAAAUGGAAAACAUGAAACCGAAGACAAGAAAAGACUGUAAGUUCUGGGGUGGUUGAAGGGCAUAUUAGUAGGAUGUGACACACAGUACUGUGGGACAGCAUUUUGAAAACUGAAAUGCUCCAAAAUCUACUAUAAUUGUACAUAAAGUUGUCAGUGACAUUACACUGUGGACUUGUAACAUACACAUCAAACAAAUGGUUAGGUGGUUGACAAUAAUUCAAUAUGUGUAACCCUAUAAUAAAUGAAUGUGAAUUGAGAUGUUAAAUGUCAUAGGCACAAUACACAGCACCAGGUGUUGGUCUGCAAUAAACCAUUAUACUUAGAGUU
Molecule: messenger RNA, 1588 nt
Organism: Schistocerca serialis cubense
Lineage: Eukaryota; Metazoa; Arthropoda; Insecta; Orthoptera; Acrididae
Product: transformer-2 protein homolog alpha
Exons: 8
Coding region: 145-1020 (291 amino acids)
Biological process (GO): positive regulation of mRNA splicing, via spliceosome
Cellular component (GO): spliceosomal complex
Molecular function (GO): RNA binding
Source: RefSeq, a predicted model, not a curated record